Molecule: messenger RNA, 2376 nt
Organism: Caenorhabditis remanei
Lineage: Eukaryota; Metazoa; Nematoda; Chromadorea; Rhabditida; Rhabditidae
Exons: 14
Coding region: 1-2376 (791 amino acids)
Biological process (GO): potassium ion transmembrane transport; membrane repolarization during action potential
Cellular component (GO): membrane
Molecular function (GO): inward rectifier potassium channel activity
Source: RefSeq, a predicted model, not a curated record
AUGUCGACGACUGCUGCCAACAACCAUACCGGCAUCAUUCAACACCAUCCGUCAGGACAAUCUCAGCAACAAGGAGGAGGUGCCGGAAAUGCGGUCGCUUCACAGGCCAAACAACUUAUGGUUGUGUUGCAGAGUGGAUCUUAUAAGGUUCUAUCACUUGGCGCCGAUGUUCUGCCGGAGUACAAACUGCAGCAGACUCGGGUACAUCACUGCACAAUUGUACAUUAUAGUCCAUUCAAAGCAGUAUGGGAUUGGAUAAUUCUGUUACUCGUCAUCUACACAGCCAUCUUCACACCCUACGUCGCCGCAUUUCUCCUCCGAGAACUGCAAGAUACGACGAAAAAGUCUCGGUUUACGGAACCGCUGGAGAUUGUCGAUCUGAUAGUUGAUAUCAUGUUUAUUGUUGAUAUUAUUAUUAAUUUUCGCACCACAUAUGUCAAUGAGAAUGAGGAGGUCGUAUCACAUCCUGGAAAAAUUGCGACGCACUACUUCAAAGGAUGGUUCAUCAUUGAUAUGGUCGCCGCAGUGCCGUUCGAUUUGCUACUCGUCAGCACGAAUAGUGAUGAGACAACAACACUAAUCGGGUUGCUGAAAACUGCUCGUCUGUUACGAUUGGUACGGGUCGCCAGAAAACUGGAUAGGUAUUCUGAAUACGGUGCCGCCGUUCUACUUCUACUCAUGGCCACGUUCGCACUGAUAGCACAUUGGCUCGCGUGUAUAUGGUAUGCAAUUGGUAGUGCAGAAUUAUCACAUAAAGAAUACACUUGGCUGCAUCAGCUUUCAAAACAACUAACACAACCCUAUACGUCAACAAAUGGAACUGUACCCACUGGAGGGCCAACGUUAAAAAGUCGAUACGUGACGUCACUCUACUUCACACUAUCCACAAUCACAUCAAUCGGUUUCGGAAAUGUUUCGGCGACAACGGAUUCAGAAAAGAUAUUCACGAUUAUCAUGAUGAUAUUGGGUUCAUUAAUGUACGCUUCGGUGUUCGGAAAUGUGUCUGCAAUUAUUCAAAGGUUGUAUUCUGGAACUGCACGAUAUCAUACGGAAAUGUCAAGGUUGAGGGAGUUCAUCAGGUUUCACCAGAUCCCAAACCCACUACGACAACGUCUGGAAGAAUAUUUUCAACACGCGUGGGCUUACACCAAUGGAAUCGAUAUGAAUCUGGUGUUGAAGGGGUUUCCCGACUGUCUACAGGCAGAUAUCUGCCUCCAUUUAAAUCGAAAUCUUUUGAGUGGAUGUGCAGCGUUUGCAGGUAGUACGCCAGGAUGUUUGAGAGCGCUUUCUAUGAGGUUUCGAACAACACAUUCCCCGCCUGGAGACACUUUGGUACAUCGAGGUGACAUACUGACGGGGUUGUACUUCAUAGCAAGAGGGAGUGUAGAAAUAUUAAAUGAUGAUAACAAUGUGAUGGGAGUGCUUGGCAAGGACGAUAUAUUUGGAGAGAAUCCACUUCUCUAUGAUGAAGUGGGGAAGUCGUCUUGUAAUGUCAGAGCGCUCACCAAUUGUGAUCUACACAAGAUAUUGAGAGACGACCUCCUCGAUGUCCUCGACAUGUAUCCUGAAUUCGCCGAAACCUUUUGCAAGAAUCUCACCAUCACCUACAAUCUCCGAGACGAUGCUCAAAGUCUUCGAAAAAAAUUCGAUCGCCAUAAGCUCCUCCGAAUGUCGUCUUCUCUGAACAAAGACAGGCAUACAACACCUCCGGACGGAGAGAGCAGAAAUCCGACAGCCGUCAGAAGAAGUGCUGAAUCUGUGUCAAGAUGUGAUUCGAAUCCGAUUGAUAGGAGGCAGUCCGCGGGGUCUAGGAGCUCAUCUCGUUGCUCACCCCCACACGCUGCUCUCACUGCAACUCGUUCCGAAGCCACGCCCCUCCUUCGGCGACCCAUCCAACACGAAGAGGACGAUGCUCUUUUCGAUGAUAUCCGAGCAUUCGCACGUGGCAACACCGUCACAGUAUCGCCUACUGUAGCCGGGAACUCUGUGUCACCGACGACGGUGAUUGUUAAUAAUGAUGGGACACAGUCGCAACAGUUGAGCGACCGAUCAGACGAAUAUGAAGAUCGAAGAUCGUACAUGUUCGGCAGGAGGCUUGAAAAUAUUGAAAGCCAAAUCGAGCGAAUGCAGAACAAGUUCAACAGCGACAUGGAGACACUAAUCAAACUUGUGAAAGAUCAAGCAAUGGCUCGGAAUAACGGAUCAUCGAAUGAAGGCGACCAACAAUAUCCACGUCAUCGGCCGAACAACUACAUCUCGUCGGCGAUCCGCCUUCCGAACGGUGGUGGUGGUGGAGUGGUUGAGGAUAUGCGAGUAUCCCGACUCUCCUCACACGAACCGCCGACACCUACACAGGAAUCUGACACGAUUCUAUGA